Eptesicus fuscus (big brown bat) is the source of this 1786-nucleotide messenger RNA. It is a transcript of the gene MOK, whose product is annotated as MOK protein kinase. Gene Ontology annotation, biological process: intracellular signal transduction; protein phosphorylation. The coding region runs from base 156 to 1394 and encodes 412 amino acids. Gene Ontology annotation, cellular component: nucleus; cytoplasm. The record is from RefSeq and is a predicted model, not a curated record. NCBI's taxonomy places the organism in Eukaryota, Metazoa, Chordata, Mammalia, Chiroptera, Vespertilionidae. The transcript has 12 exons. Gene Ontology annotation, molecular function: protein serine/threonine kinase activity; ATP binding.
AUGGCGGCCGGGUCCUAACGCUCCGACCGGGACCACCGCGGAGGUCCUAGUUCGAGACCCCGCCUCGGAGGCGUGGAAGCCAGGGCCCACCCUGCCCGCCCCUUUCCUCUCCGCCCAGUGUCGGCCAGGGCUGGUCGCCGGCCUCCGCGUCCAGGAUGAAGAACUACAAAGCAAUUGGCAAAAUAGGCGAGGGAACGUUUUCUGAAGUUAUGAAGAUGCAGAGCUUGAGGGAUGGAAACUACUAUGCAUGCAAACAAAUGAAACAGCACUUUGAAAGUAUUGAGCAAGUGAACAACCUCCGAGAGAUACAAGCACUGAGGCGCCUGAAUCCACACCCAAACAUUCUUACGUUGCAUGAAGUGGUUUUUGACAGAAAAUCUGGUUCUCUUGCGCUAAUAUGUGAACUUAUGGACAUGAAUGUUUAUGAACUGAUACGAGGGAGAAGACAUCCAUUAUCAGAAAAAAAAGUUGUACACUAUAUGUACCAGCUGUGCAGGGCCCUCGAUCAUAUGCACAGAAAUGGAAUAUUUCACAGAGAUGUAAAACCAGAAAAUAUAUUAAUAAAGCAGGAUAUCCUGAAAUUAGGUGACUUCGGGUCCUGCCGGAGUGUCUAUUCAAAGCAGCCGUACACGGAAUACAUCUCCACCCGCUGGUACCGGGCCCCCGAGUGCCUCCUCACCGACGGCUUCUACAGCCACAAGAUGGACCUGUGGAGCGCGGGCUGUGUCUUCUACGAGAUCACCAGUCUGCAGCCCCUCUUCCCGGGAGCCAACGAGCUGGACCAGAUCUCCAAAAUCCACGACGUCAUGGGCACCCCCGCGGCGAAGACCCUCACCAAGUUCAAACAGUCGAGAGCUAUGAGUUUUGAUUUUCCUUUUAAAAAGGGAUCAGGAAUACCUCUACAGACAGCCAAUCUGUCCCCGCAAUGCCUCUCCCUCCUGCACGCAAUGGUGGCCUAUGAUCCUGACGAGAGAAUCACUGCCCACCAGGCCCUGCAGCACCCCUAUUUCCAAGAACAGAGGGCCGCGGAGAAGCAGGCUCGGGGCAGCCACAGAAAAGUGGCACCGGAACUGCUCAGUAACAAGUGGCAGAUUUCCAAGGAGGGCAGCAAGCAGAAACAGCCCCUGAAGCAGGAGGAGAGCCGGCCCCGCAGACAGGGCCCGGCCUACCUGAUGGAGCUGCCGCAGCUGAAGCUCUCCGGGGCCACCAAGCUCUCGUACUCCAGCCCCGCGCUGCAGACGGUGUUCAGACCUGGCGGGAGCGGGAAGGUCCCGGUGCUGAGACCCCUGAAGUGUGGGGGCGCGAACCAGAAGGCAGAUGCUCAGAAGGACAUCAAGCCUAACCUGAAGCAGUACCACCUGCCCACGAUAGAAAGGAAAGGCGGGGGGUACUGAGCAGCGCAUCCAGCUCGCCUCGGAGCCUCGGUGCGGGCUCAGUCCUCCGGGCCUGGCGUCCGGAGCGCAGCGCACACGCCAGCGGCACAAUGGCCUGGGGCCGCCAGCCCCGCUGCUCGCAUCCUGAAGGCAGCCGAACUGUAUGUUCCGCUCUAAUACACGUGUAAAACCACCUCCCUCGAGGGUGCCAUUUCACUUUUGUAACCUAAGACUUUGGGACAGGAAAUCUUUUGUAUUUUUAUAUGAAUCCAAACAGAAGUUAGAGUUUAUAUUUGUUAUUUAGGCUUGGCUCCCCCGCGGGCUCUGCGUGGGCUUCAGCACAUCGCCAAGAGCACUGUAGCACGUGGCUGCGUGAGGAUAGGCUGACUUUCAUUAAAGAAUAGCCCUCGUCA